AUCACGCUCUGGAUCAUGCUGGCGUCCUUGGCCAAAAUAGGGUUCCACCUCUACAACAAGCUGCCUUCCGUCGUUCCCGAAAGCUGUUUGUUGAUAUUUGUGGGACUCAUCAUGGGGGGAAUCAUCUAUGGAUUCAAUGAUAGGUCACCACCAGUGAUGGACAGCGACAUCUUUUUCCUCUACCUCCUGCCCCCCAUCGUGCUGGACGCCGGCUACUUCAUGCCCAGCCGCCCCUUUUUCGAGAACAUCGGCACCAUCCUGCUCUACGCGGUGGUGGGGACCAUCUGGAACGUGUUUGGGAUCGGCUUUUCCCUGUAUGGGAUCUGCCAGGUGAAAGCCUUCCGGCUGCAGGACGUGUCCCUGCUGCACAACCUCCUGUUUGGCAGCCUUAUCGCCGCCGUGGACCCCGUGGCCGUGCUGGCUGUCUUCGAGGAGAUCCACGUCAACGAGAAGCUGCACAUCCUGGUUUUUGGGGAAUCGCUCCUCAACGAUGCCGUGACUGUGGUGCUCUACAAGCUCUUUCGCUCUUUCUGUGAGAUGCCGACCAUCAAAAGCGUGGAUGUUUUUGCUGGAGUUGGAAAAUUCUUCGUGGUUGGUCUGGGAGGAGUUUUGGUGGGGCUGAGUUUUGGGUUCACCGCUGCCUUCACCACGCGCUUCACCAAGGACAUCCGUGUCAUCGAGCCCCUCUUUGUGUUCCUGUACAGCUACCUGUCCUACCUCACUGCAGAGAUGUUCCACCUCUCCGGGAUCGUGGCCAUCAUUUCCUGUGCCAUGGGCAUGAAGCGUUACGUGGAGGCCAACAUCUCCCUCAAGUCCCACACCACAGUCAAGUACUUCAUGAAGAUGUGGAGCAGUGUGAGUGACACCCUCAUCUUCAUCUUCCUCGGAGUUUCCACCAUCGGAGAAAACCACGAGUGGAACUGGCCCUACAUUUGCUUCACGGUUAUUUUCUGUCUCGUUUGGAGAGCACUUGGGGUUCUUGUGCUGACUUUCUUUGUGAACAGAUUUCACGUGAACACCAUCACCAGUAAGGACCAGUUCAUCAUUGCCUACGGGGGGCUCCGAGGGGCCAUUUGCUUCUCUUUGGUUUUCCUGCUGCCUGACUUCCACAGGAAAAAGCUCUUCAUUGCAGCAACAACUGUCGUCAUCCUCUUCACCGUGUUCGUGCAGGGAAUGACCAUCCGUCCCCUCGUUGACCUGUUGGCUGUCAAGAGGAAAAGGGAGAGUGCUCCCACCGUGGGAGAGCAGAUCCACAUCCGGUUCUUGGAUCACUUGCUGGCUGGCAUUGAAGAUAUAUCUGGACACUGGGGACAGUAUUACUGGAAAGACAAACUGGAAUAUUUCAACAGCAAAUACCUGCAGAAGAUCCUGCUCAGGGAGUACGACCAGCCCAAGUCCAGCAUCGUGCUGCUCUACGAGAAGCUGGAGCGCAAGCACGCCAUGGAGCUGGCCCAGGCUGGGCAGCUGGGCCACGGCCUCGCCCACCCCUCCUUCCUCAGCAGCGACAGGACUGUCAUAACAGACCAAAAACUGGAGGACACUCCAAAUCCUGAUGUCCUGGACAACAUGCAGGAAAUAUUGGCGAGGAACCUGUACCGGAUCAGGAGGACGGGCCCGGCGUACAACAGGCACACCCUGCCCGGGGACAGCGAGCCCACGGAGCAGGCCAAGGAGAUCCUGAUCCUGCGGCACAAGAGCCUGCUGGUGGAGGUGGCCGGGAGCGACACCUGCAGCUCCAGGAAGGAGAAGGAGGACGCGUGCUCGGCGCAGGGCGAGGCCAGCCCGCAGCCCAAGCUCUGCCGCUCCUUCACCGUGGGGAACACGGAGAAGGUUCGGGAAAUGAAGGAGAGCCGCUCCAAGUCCGUGUGUGCCAUCCCGCCGCCCCAGCCCAGCGGCACGGGGGUGAAAGAGCUGACUCUGGAGAUGUACAAACACAAGGGAUGCUCUGGCUCCCCAUGA
Molecule: messenger RNA, 1959 nt
Organism: Pyrgilauda ruficollis (rufous-necked snowfinch)
Lineage: Eukaryota; Metazoa; Chordata; Aves; Passeriformes; Passeridae
Product: sodium/hydrogen exchanger 2-like
Exons: 12
Coding region: 16-1959 (647 amino acids)
Biological process (GO): sodium ion transport; proton transmembrane transport; regulation of pH
Cellular component (GO): membrane
Molecular function (GO): sodium:proton antiporter activity
Source: RefSeq, a predicted model, not a curated record